Helianthus annuus (common sunflower) is the source of this 900-nucleotide messenger RNA. Its product is annotated as glutathione S-transferase T3-like. The record is from RefSeq and is a predicted model, not a curated record. Bases 1 to 900 code for a protein of 299 amino acids. The transcript has 2 exons. Lineage: Eukaryota; Viridiplantae; Streptophyta; Magnoliopsida; Asterales; Asteraceae.
AUGCCACCUAGCACCCCAACUUCUCCUCAUCCGACCACUCCACCGAUUCCCGGUUUUUACGGAUAUUAUUCCCAACCUCCAUUAUUUCCCCAAAACAUACCCCAAACCCAAAACACACCCGAACCCGAACCCGAAUCCGUACCCGAAACCCAAGCCGAACCCACUUUCUCAAAAGGUGUACGGUCGAGAAGGCGUCGUAAGAAGGGUGAGACCGAAACACAUACUCCUAAGAAGGUCGAAUUGUGGACGCCUAAGGAAGAAUUUGCUUUGGCACAAGCAUGGCUCGACGUAUCAAAAGAUGAGAUUGUUGGAAACGACCAAGAUGUAAAAGUAUUUUGGAGGCGAAUACGUGAGAAGUUUUUCGCCGCAAUGGAUCGUGGUGAAUAUUAUACGGCCGACUCUUUUUCAGGAAAGUGGACCGCUAUGUGGACCAAGAUUAGCAAUUUCAACAAUAUACAUAAUAUUCUCGUCAACAAUCAUAGAAAAAGAAGCGGUUCGAGCAACGUAGACGUUAUAACCCAAGCCCACAACGACUAUAGAUUGCAUCAUGGGCAUUCGUUUACGAUGCUAAAUUCGUGGGAGCUUCUUCGCAAAUCUCCCAAGUGGCAUCUUGUACCACCGUUUGACCCAACCUCCCAUAGGUCAAAACAGUCCAAAUCAACAUCCACUACCGAACCAUCCGAGUUUGAUGCUCGAACAACAAUUAAUCUAAACGAAGACUUCGACGAAUUUGAACAACCGCAAGAGCUGCCACGACCAAAGGGUAGGGAUAAAAGUAAGGCAGCGGCACAAGCACGAGACACGUCUUCUUCAACGGCAUCAGAUGACCCGUCAAGGUUGGACGAGUUCGACAACAGACUCAACAAAAUAAUCUCGAUGAAGGAAAGGAGCAAGAACUAA